CAAAAUCCAGUCGACGACUGCCAUUCGGACGUUACGAAUAUACAAAACUCAUAUCUUUUUCUAAUAUCAAAUUCUCGCGACGUGGGUAACCCUGGUAUCCUAUUAAGUGACAGUGGUGUGGUCUGUGGACACUUAAAAAGUUCGUGUUAAUUAACUUUUUAUACGCUAGUGAUGGAAUCGGAGAUCAGCAAAAUGCAGACUAAGAUACCCCCCAAAAAUUUUUCUAUCGAAUCCAUCGUCGGAUUAAACGACAGGAGGUCCCCUGAAAUUGAUAUAGAAAACACUAUAUCGCAAGACUAUUCGAACAAUGAUCAUUCCGAGGAUGAAGAUGUGAAAGUUAGAGAAGGAAAAAUGGGAUAUUAUUUUCCUCAGAAUAGGGUGCCGAAUUUUCCAUUUUUCAUGUCGUACGACAAAAGGGUUAUGAAUGGCUUCCAAGGGGACCAGCAGGGACAGGAAGACUUGAAAAGAGCAAGCCCUGGCAGCGUGAGGAGUGAAGUGGAUAGCGACGGUGUAGACGACAGACCUCAUGAGUCUUUGAGCCCUCAGUCAGAACAGAUGACCAACUCAUCAUCAGCACCAGAUCCAAAUAUAAGGCGAUACCGUACCGCGUUCACGAGGGAACAGUUAGCAAGGUUGGAAAAAGAAUUCAUGAAAGAAAACUACGUUUCUAGACCAAGAAGGUGCGAACUUGCAGCACAACUACAGUUACCGGAAUCUACAAUCAAGGUAUGGUUCCAAAAUCGUAGGAUGAAGGACAAAAGACAACGCAUAGCUGUCGCGUGGCCCUACGCGGCUGUAUACAGUGACCCAGCGUUUGCUGCCUCCAUUUUGCAAGCGGCCGCGUCUUCCGUAGGUUUACCUUACGGCUACCCUUCCCCCGCCCUCAUGCCCCCGUUCCACAACCCCCAACUUCUACCCUCCAGCUACCCCUACCCAUACCCCACUUACCCCCGUUACCCUUACAUACCCCCGACUCCCCCCUCCCCAGUAAACCCCGAAGCAUCAACCCUAAGGCCCUCAUAUCCCAACUUUAAUAUAAACCUAGAAAAAUAAAUGUAAAGAAAAAGAAUUUGUAUCUAUUGUAAAUAAGCUUUAUUGGUAACAUUGUGUUAUAAGGUAAUUUAUUUGACAGCUAUGUUCAUGUGUAAAUACUCAUUAGAUAAAAAUAAAAUAUAUUAAAGGUUUGAUUAUAAUAACAAGUACUUAUCAUACAAUAAAAGCAUGAUGUGUUCAAUUAAUUUCUUUCAAUGUUGAGUUUACUAAAUUGUAAAUUAUAUAAUAAGUACUCUUAUCUGUUUUGUGAGUUCUAGAUAUGAAAUGAAAAAUGUGUAAUGUUUCAAUGAAAUCAUUCCAAUAAUUACUUACUCUACUAUUGGAUACUACGUUAACGACUCAUUUACAUUAUUUAAAUGUAAUUAUAGUAUUAAUCUUUGUAAAAUAAAGUAUGGUUAAAGUUUAUUGUUAAACCAAAGCGUUAACAUUAUUCGCCAGUGCAAUAUAAUAUACGUGGCAUUCGAUUCGCUGUAAAUACAUGUAUUGUUUUAAAAUUUGCCUACGUUGUUUGAAAAAAAAAAUCUUGAGAUAAAUAUUGAACUGGAUAGUAAUUAAGGGAAGAUAUAUUAAUUUAAAAUUGUAAAAAAUAUUUUUUGGAUAUAAUUUCUGGCACACUAUAAUAGGUAUAAGGACUGAUCCCAAAUAUUUUUUUUAUAAAAUCAUUCAUAUAUAAUCAUCUUUUAACUAAAUUGGAGCUUUUAAAUGGAUAACAAAGCGCGAUUAAUUUAGAUUUUCCAUUUUUCGCCGUUUUGGUUCGUUGUCGACUGGGGGGUAAGGUGGUCAAUUAGUGUGAUUGAUAUUAAGACAGAGAUAUGUUUUAUUCCCUGUCAAUACGUAUUGCAUGGAUGAUUUUUAAUCAUUUUUAAUAUAAAAUAUUCCAUAGAUUUAAUUAGAAUGUAAGUGAUUGUAAAAAGUUACAUUUAAACAUUAUGAAAAACAUAAAAUGAAG
Molecule: messenger RNA, 2002 nt
Organism: Chilo suppressalis (striped riceborer)
Lineage: Eukaryota; Metazoa; Arthropoda; Insecta; Lepidoptera; Crambidae
Source: the annotation of a GenBank genome assembly